AUGCGCAUAUUGAGUGAGCAACGGAUUUUUUUGUUGCAGGGACGCGGAUUCAAUUCAGGAAUAAUUCUGUUCGAUUUGGACAAGCUACGUGGGCGCGAUUGGAAAAACAAAUGGAGAGCAGUGGCGAAUAAGUAUUUGAAAAUCCACGGAAAGACGACAAUGUCAGACCAGGUGGGUUUGGCUCGAAACGGUAAAAGUUCAGUGUUUUUUUAUAGGACGUUUUCAAUGCUUAUAUCCACGAUUAUCCGGAUGAGAUUAAAACUCUUCCGUGUGAAUACAAUUACCAACUCGGAAGUCUUACGAAAUCGAAGGAACUCUGUGAUGAAACGCCUCUUGGUCUUCACUUCAAUUCCCAAAACAAGACUGUCCGAAGAGGAUACAAGCAGUACAAUGACAAAAGAAAAGAAAUUGAGGGGAUUGAUGGGACAGAACUGCGAAAACGGAGAUCACCGAAAGUGAACUACGUUCGUCGCGAAAGUACAAUCUGUGACGUGUUCUUGCCUUCUGCUGACUUCCGGACCUCUCCGAACGCAUUGGGCCGACUCAACAAAACCGCAGAUCUUUGUCUGAUCACCCAAUUCUCAAUAGAACGUCUGAAACUCUUUUUGGACAACGCCAUUGAAUGGGAUGAAGCCAUUUCCGUCGCUGCAUAUGGAACUGACAAAGAUCUGGUAAGAAGUGAAACGUUAUUUUAUAAUUGAUUGAAUCACCUUAAAGAUGACCAUCAUGAAAGCUGUAAAGGAACUGAAUCGGACGAACAUCGCACUUCAUUUGGUCUACGCGGAUUUAGAGGUAUAAAAAAUGUUCAUGAUGGCUAUCAGUUGCCGUAUUUGUGCUUCAGUCUGUUUAUCCCAUCAACUUCUUACGGAACGUCGCUAUGAAUCACUCAAAUUGCGUUAAUUAUCUUCUGUCCGAUGUUGACUUUACAAUUUUCGGAGGUCCGUCAAAGAGGUAGAACUUUUUGAAAACUACUGUAAAGUUUCAGACCGUAAAAAGCUUCACGAGCAAGUAGCAAACCUGCAGCCAAAGGAAGUUCUUGUGAUUCCAGCUUUUGAAGCCGUCAAAAACGUUUCUGUUGAGAUUCCGCAGAAUAUAACAAAACUGCUGAUUACGGAGCUGAUUCGCAAUGGCACGGUUAGAUGUACGACUAUACUUUUCGAAUAGUUUUUGUGUUUCAGCUUCAUUCGUUUCGCGAGAAGGAAUAUCAAAAUGGUCACAAUGCGACCAAUGUGUCUCGAUGGAUCGAAUCUGACGCCGUCUAUGAGGUAAUCAUAAGAACUUUGUGGAAAUUUUUCAGUGUUACAGGUCGCCUACGAGAAAGACUACGAGCCGUACUUUGUGAUUCGAAAUGAAAACUGUCCACGCUACGACCAAAAAUUUGGCGGGUUUGGGUGGAACAAGGUCACUCAUGUUAUCCAACUGCACAUGAUGGAGUAAGUCGUAAAUCCAAACUAUUUUUGGUCACCGCAUAUAUUCCAGUUUCAAGUUCAAAGUCUCUCCAACCAGCUUCAUGAUCCACAAAGAGCACAGCGUUUCGGAUUCGCUCCUCCUUUGGCGUGAGGAUAUGAAGUACCGUCAAUGUCAAUAUUUCAAUAAGAAAUGGUUCAUAAUGGAAAUUGCCGGAACGAUGAAUUAUACUCAUCAUUUGCGCGAGCAAUGA
Caenorhabditis sp. 36 PRJEB53466 is the source of this 1660-nucleotide messenger RNA. The record is from the annotation of a GenBank genome assembly. NCBI's taxonomy places the organism in Eukaryota, Metazoa, Nematoda, Chromadorea, Rhabditida, Rhabditidae.